UGAGCAUUUGGGAUAUCCGAAAUGAUCAUUUGGGACAAAUGCAAGCGCAUAUCCCGAACGAUCUUCGCAUUUGGGAUAUACCAAUUUCGGACAUAGCUAUUAGAUUACAAGAGCAAUCGAAUUUCGUUAAGGAACAAGAAAUUUUAAAAAUUCGGUUUGAGAUUUUGAAAAUAUAUGCAAUUGAUCAUUUAGUUAAAUUAUUGUAUUUAAGAACUUUAGUAGAUCGUAAUACUUUUAGAGCUCUUAAAAAUUUAAAUAAGAGUAUUAAUAAAUUAUUAAAUAUUAGUCGUGUUGAUGGAUCUUCAAUUUUUACUUUCAUGGAGUGCAAAAUUCAUAUCGUAUUAGAAGAAUAUGAUAAAGCAUUGGAAGAUUUUAAUAGAUUAAGCGAUAAGAGAUACGGACGAGAAUUUCUCAAUAGAGGUUAUGAAGUAUUUCAAAUUUUAAAGAACAAGACUAUUGAUCCAAAAUUUGGAUUUCUCAUCAAAGUGGAUAUUUCUGGAAGGAAUCUUCAAAAGAAAUCAUUAUUAGGAAUGAUUAAAGAUUCGGUUUCAGCAUAA
Molecule: messenger RNA, 557 nt
Organism: Funneliformis caledonium
Lineage: Eukaryota; Fungi; Glomeromycota; Glomeromycetes; Glomerales; Glomeraceae
Source: the annotation of a GenBank genome assembly